UUUUGCAGUAUAUUAAACUAUCCUAAGAAAGUAGAGCUUUCCACUCAGUGUCACAAUGUCCAUAAUUGCUUUAAAAGGGCAAGAAAUCAGAGAAAGAAUUGUCAAGCGGCUCAUAAGCAGCGUGCACGGGGUGACUGCUGUUUGUCUUCAACAACACAAUUUUAUCGCAGAAUUGAACUGUUUGAAGCACAAACUCUAAACUACUUUUACAGGAAAUUUUCUUCAGAAAGUUUACGGUCACAAGAGGUCUUAAAAAAAUAAUAGCCAGAUUGACAACAUGAAUUGCAGAGGUUUAAUCAGGCUAUGGUGCAAGAUGUCAAGGCUGAUUUGUCGAAAACCAGCAAAAUUCACUGGUUUAACAACGAUCGCGUCAAUCAGGGACGAAAAUACUCGUCACAAACAUCAAUUUCAAGCGAUUCUUCAAGCUCACUUUCUCCUGACUUACAAGAUGACCUCUAUGAUGAGAUUCUGAAUGAGCUAACACAAUCAUGCACGUCACCAGACAUGAAAGAACAGUUCAAAUUUGCCCCUUUAGCAACAAAUAGAUUCGAAUCAGACACAAAUCUUCAGAAGAGCACAGCACUGUCCCGAACUGCAGAUAUUUUCAACAGCCAAGGUAAUGCCAACGGUGGUCAAGGCAGCAUUAUCACUAACGUUGCCACUAGAAACAACAGCAACAACAAUGACAACAACAGGAAUAUCGAAACAGAUUUCAACAACAACAACAACAACAACGAUCCAGACGAUGUACAGAAGAGUGCGUUUGUUUGCAAUAGAGUUUCCGCGACACAUCAGAUAUGGCCGAUUUCCUCGUUCUUACCUAAUUGUCAGCUACCGUUUCUUGGCAAUGAACGGUUUCCUCAGUUUCAUUCUGGAGGGAUGCCCGAUCUUUCUAGCCAACCGGAUGUUAAUGGCCAAAAUGGUGUUAUUUAUGGCAGGGAAAGGAGCGUUACUUUAGAUGCUGAUGAGCUGAAAGUAAAAUUUAGGCGAAUUGCGGGACGUAGUUACACUGGUCCAGAAAGUACCAUUUUUGGCAACAAGAGAAGCGAGGAUGCUGACAAGAUCGUAAAUCUCAAGGGAGAUUCAACAGAUAAGACAAAAUAUGUAUCACUGAAUAAUAGAUUAGCUCGCAAGAAAGAAAUGUCCCAAGCUACAGUUCACGACAGAGGUGCGUACCAUACAAAGGAAAAGAACACAUCAGAAAGCUGUCACGAAAAGACUAAGAAAUGUCCAGAAGAAAAAGCACGCAGAAAAAAGGUAAAGGCGAGAAUUGUGGAAAGUAACAAAAAUUCCAGAAGGGAGAAGCAGUAUACUAGAGCUAAAAAGCUUCCAAAACUUUUAAGAUUUCUCAAAAUGAGUAUCGAAAAUGAAGAAAAAUAUCAGUGUCUACAGUGGACUGACAAGGCAACAGGAACUUUUAAAAUAACUAGCACAGAAGCUUUGGCACACUUAUGGGGCGUGACCAAACGAAAGCCAAACAUGAAAUACGAGCACCUUGCGCGCACGUUACGAGGUUACGUCGGGCGUGGUUUGCUCCGAAAACCAAGGAAGAAGCUGAUUUAUCAAUUUGCAGACGACGAAUAGUUCAAUAUUACUGAAGCGAAGUCUAACGUGGUAAAUGGUAGAGCAACAACCAACGCAAAACUAUAGUUUGGCUAAUAAACAAUACUACAUAUUGCUUCUUUAUUAUAUUGUUGACUUGUUCUUAGGCUGAUUGAAGGCCUAUGCUUUUUCAGCGUUAUUUUAAAGUGCCAACUUCUUGGUGACGGAUGCGAUGCUAGGGCCAACAUUGAAUACCACAGUUAGCUUGAAAGAAACCAAUGAACGUUGCGCAGAUAGAACAAGCAUUCGAUAGAAUGGACUAAUUUUACGAACUAGGAUUCGAAAUAUUUACAGGGCAUAUCUACAAAAAAUAAGUUUAAACAAAGGUUUUUUUACCUAAAUGGAAACAUAGAAAUGAAUGCACAAAACGUUGGUAUGUUGACUUUUUGAUUACGCGUAAAAAUAUUUUAAUUAUUUAAGUACCUUCCUAUCUAAUACGGUCUUCUUUGUAAUA
Messenger RNA from Rhopilema esculentum, 2056 nucleotides. NCBI's taxonomy places the organism in Eukaryota, Metazoa, Cnidaria, Scyphozoa, Rhizostomeae, Rhizostomatidae. The record is from RefSeq and is a predicted model, not a curated record.